AUGAAUGAACCGUUAGAGGAAUUGGGUAUGGAAUUAACCAAUUGCACAUCAGUAAAUACAAAAAUAAUAACGAAAACAGGAAAAAUUGAAGGGUUUACUCAGAUUGUACUUGGUAACAAGAUAGAUACAUUCUUAGGAAUUCCAUUUGCCGAACCUCCAGUCGGAAACUUAAGAUUUAGGGAACCUGUUCCAAAACGGCCAUGGAGAGGAACAAGAAAAACUCAGAAGUUCGCCAAAUCGUGUUCUCAGCCUGCUUUCUUUGCCUCUGAUAUUCCAGCAACCACCCAAGGUGAAGACUGUUUAUACCUAAAUGCAUGGAUCCCUCAAGGAGGAUGUAAACACAAACAUACAAUGGUAUGGAUUGUAGGAGGGGGGUUCAUUACUGAGAAUUUCGUUGGCAGUAAUCCGAAAGUGAUUGCUGCAUAUACAGAUACUAUUGUUUUCACAAUAAGUUAUAGAGUUGGACCAUUAGGUUUUCUAUAUUUUGACCACAAUGAUGCACCUGGUAAUAUGGGACUGCUUGAUCAAUCAAUAGCAAUUAAAUGGAUACAUGACAACGUGAAAAGAUUUGGAGGAAGCAAGCAUAAAAUUACUUUAUUUGGACAAAGUGCUGGAGGUGCCAGUGUGAAUUAUCACAUUUUAUCCGAGUUUUCGCGCCCGUAUUUUCAAAAAGCAAUCAUACAAAGUGGAGCAGCUGACUCGAGAUUUGGCUAUCAUUCCCCUUCUGUAGCACUUAAUAAUGCUAAUGCAUUUGCUGCGCAGCUUGGUUGUUCAGAUAUUAAUUUCAAAUGUCCAGUCAUUGAAGUUGCGCAGACUAUGUCCACAGUUAAUCCUGGUAAUACCGUUUACAUGUAUUCCUUCGAAUAUAGAGCAUUAUUUCCACCUGUACCAGAAUGGUUUGGAGUUCUACACGCAGGUGAAAAUGACUUUGUCUUUGGUGCGCCUUUGAUAGACAGCGUCAACUACUCCGACACAGAUAGAUAUGUCAGCAAGAGAAUGAUGAAAUACUGGACAACAUUUGCUAAAACAGGAAAUCCAAACUUCUGUAAAGAUACGUGUAACGAUUGGAAUCGCUAUGACAGCCGGGACAGGAAGUACCUGAUUAUUGACAGUGACUGUCCUCAAGAUGGUCAAGGACUCAGGGAAACACAGUGUGCUUUCCUGAAGAACUAUCACAUAAACUUAACAUUGUUCAUGGAACCAUAA
Messenger RNA from Mytilus californianus (California mussel), 1206 nucleotides. Its product is annotated as cholinesterase-like. Lineage: Eukaryota; Metazoa; Mollusca; Bivalvia; Mytilida; Mytilidae. The coding region runs from base 1 to 1206 and encodes 401 amino acids. The transcript has 5 exons. Gene Ontology annotation, molecular function: acetylcholinesterase activity. The record is from RefSeq and is a predicted model, not a curated record. Gene Ontology annotation, cellular component: plasma membrane. Gene Ontology annotation, biological process: choline metabolic process; acetylcholine catabolic process.